AUGUCGAACUUUGUAUCUUCGCCUGCUCCAAUACCUUCAGAUGCUGCCCAUUUAUUAAACUCACAAGUAUCUUCUUCAUACAGCAGAGAUAUUUCGACCCCGGCACCGCCGUUGAUAUUUUCAGACAACAAUGGACCCACGCCGCUUCCUAUAGGUCCAAGAGCUGUAUCUGGUAGAAGAAGACACAUUACCGUGUCGAAAGUCGUCGAUGUCACCGGUGAAAAAGUACGGGAAAGUUUUGAAAAUUUCAUUGAGGAGUUUCGUGAUCGAGAAGAAGAGAAUAACCAGUGGGACGGGAAAAGCUACUUGGCUCAAAUCGAGUCAAUGAAGACUUAUGAGUACUCCACUUUAUACGUCAAUUAUCAAGACUUGUUAUCGAGGGAAAACGGGGUGUUGGCUACUGCAAUCUCGGAGCAGUAUUACCGUUUCUAUCCAUUCUUGCUCAACGGGCUAAAGCGAUUGUUGAAAAAAUACGCUCCCAGUUUACUUCAUACAAACUUGAUAGGCAAUGAAGGAGAAGACGAACCACAGGGAUUGGGCGGCUCUUCAACUUCUUCUUCGCCAACUGCAAAUGAACGUGUUUUCCAAAUCUCAUUCUUCAACAUGCCCACAGUGCAGAGAAUCAGGGAUAUAAAGUCAAACAAGAUUGGCUCAUUGAUGACAAUUUCGGGAACAGUUACGAGGACCUCGGAAGUGAGACCGGAAUUGUAUCGCGCUUGUUUCACCUGCGACAUGUGUUCUGCCAUGAUUGAAGGAAUCGAACAAAUUUUCAAAUACACCGAGCCAACUUCGUGUCCAUCGUGCGAGAAUCAAUCGUAUUUCACGCUCAAUAUUUCCAAGUCCCAGUUUAUUGAUUGGCAAAGGGUAAGAAUUCAGGAAAAUGCAAACGAAAUCCCCACGGGGUCGAUGCCGCGUACUUUGGAUGUAAUCUUGAGAGGCGAGACCGUGGAAAGAGCCAAACCUGGCGACAAGUGUAAAUUUACCGGAUGUGAGAUUGUCAUUCCCGAUGUCUCUCAGUUGGGAUUGCCUGGGGUUAAACCGCAGUCCAUCAAGGAGAACAGAGGCUCGGAAUUGAACUCGAGUAUCACGGGGUUGAAAUCUUUGGGAGUCAGAGACUUGACAUACAAGUUGGCAUUCAAUGCAUGUCAUGUGAGCUCGAUGGUAAACAAACCAGGAAGUGGUGGUGGUGGUGGCAAUGAAACAGGAACAGGGGCAGAAACAGGAGCCGACUCCAGCGACCAAGAGAUUUUCUUGAACUCACUAAGUGAAGCCGAUGUCAAUGAAUUGAAAGAAAUGGUCAAGGAUGACUACAUUUAUGACAAAUUAGUUCAGUCGAUAGCACCAGCAGUGUUUGGUCACGAGGUUAUCAAGAAGGGGAUUUUACUCCAGUUACUCGGCGGUGUCCACAAGCAAACUGUUGAUGGGAUCAACUUGCGUGGUGACAUCAACAUUUGUGUUGUUGGUGAUCCUUCAACUUCAAAGUCGCAAUUUUUAAAAUACGUCUGCGCUUUUAGUCCACGUGCAGUUUACACUUCGGGUAAGGCCUCCUCGGCUGCCGGUUUGACUGCUGCAGUUGUUAGAGAUGAAGAAAGUGGUGAGUACACCAUCGAGGCUGGUGCCUUGAUGUUGGCUGAUAAUGGAAUUUGUGCCAUUGACGAGUUUGACAAGAUGGACAUUGCCGACCAGGUGGCUAUCCACGAGGCCAUGGAACAACAGACUAUUUCCAUUGCCAAGGCUGGUAUUCAUGCCACUUUGAAUGCUCGUACUUCGAUUUUAGCAGCUGCAAACCCAAUAGGUGGCAGAUACAAUAGAAAAGUUGGAUUGAGGUCCAAUUUAAACAUGACGGCACCCAUCAUGUCCCGAUUUGACUUGUUUUUUGUCAUUUUGGACGACUGCAACGAAAGAGUUGACGCACAGUUGGCUUCGCAUAUUGUUGAUUUGCACAUGUUGAGAGACAAUGCCAUUAAUCCGCCAUAUUCAGCCGAGCAGUUGGCCAGGUAUAUCAAGUAUGCAAAGACGUUCAAGCCCAAGAUGACAAAAGAGGCUAGAGACUUUUUGGUGACGAGAUACAAGGAGUUGAGAGAGGACGAUGCGCAAGGUUUGGGCAAAUCGUCGUAUAGAAUCACCGUGAGACAGUUGGAGUCGAUGAUUAGAUUGUCGGAAGCAAUUGCUAGAGCUAAUUGCACCGAGGAGAUCACUCCAAGUUUUGUCGCCGAGGCGUAUGACUUGUUGAAACAGUCCAUCAUCAGAGUGGAAAUGGAUGAUAUUGAAAUGGAGGAGGACGAAGUUGCUGAACCCGUGGAUGAAGCACCAGAAAAAGAGCACGAGGAGGAUGAUCUUGUUCAUCGAGAUGCUUCUGCCCAAGCUGUUGCUGCUACCGCAACUGCUCCGCGAAAAGCCGAACCAACAACAAUCACUUAUGACAAAUACGUCUCAAUCAUGAACUUUUUGGUGAAAAAGAUAUCAGAAGACGACAAAAAGGGAGGCGAUGGGUUGACUGCAGAUGAGUUAGUUGAGUGGUAUCUUUUGCAACGAGAAGACGACUUGUCGAGUGAAGCCGAGUAUAUGCUGGAAAGAAAGACAGCUUACAAAGUGUUGAGACGGUUGGUCAAGGACAAGAUCUUGAUGAGUGUUUCCAACACCGAGUCCGAUACCAUUCCCGAUGGAAGCGCAGUUUCAAGCAGGACGGUCUACAUCAUUCAUCCAAACUGUGCAAUCUUGGAUUUCUUUGAAAGGGAGAAUGUUUCUGAAUCCAGCUGA
Molecule: messenger RNA, 2760 nt
Organism: Lodderomyces beijingensis
Lineage: Eukaryota; Fungi; Ascomycota; Pichiomycetes; Serinales; Debaryomycetaceae
Source: the annotation of a GenBank genome assembly